AUCAGACCUCCCAUCCUGGCCGUCCCUAUGAGCCUUGUCCCUGUGCUCGUACACACACACCGGCGCUACUGCUCAUGUGAGCCACAACUGUGUACUCCGGGAUCACUCACUUUACAUAAUAAGAAAACAAAAGUGGUAUUGAUGUCAUAAUGCUGAUGUUUGAUCCAGUGCCAAUCAAGCAGGAGGCCAUGGAGCCCAUGUCAAUGCCAUAUCAACACAGCUACAUGGAGCCACUGAAGACAAAUAAUAAAUACAGCGUCAUUUAUCCAACCCCAGGCAUGCUGCACAGUAAACUCUACCACAGCGCCGAAGCAUUUCCUACUUUCCAAAUAGAGCCGGUGGAUCUCACUACAAACAAAAGGAAUUCACCACCUUCCACUGGAAGCUCCCCAUCUCCUGCCAAAUACCAGUCACCCAAGAGAAACUCUCCAAUAAUAUUUAUGCCCUCCCCCAGUCCACCAAUGAAAAAAUUAACCCCAUCCCCACCUGCUAUGCCACAUUUCCCAAUGCCAAUGGCUCUUAACCCUAUAUUAUCUGCCUUCCCGAGACAGACUUACAGGAAUUCGGGACUCCUACCCCUCCUACAGCCGUUGGUUGUACAACCAGUUCAUGUACAGUCAUUAAUGUAUGCGCCCCAUCUUCAACAAUCAAUCAUGUUAUCCACGGUUCUAGCGGAAGAGAUGGAAAGUCAAAGCAACAAACACAUACCUGUGACAGUCCAUGAGUGUUAUGAAACGGCUCCUCUAGUAAAAAACAUAAAGGUUGAACCUGGUCUGGAACAACCAGUAACAGAAGUUUACCCAGAACAAAUGUCACCUGGUAUGAGUACGCCUCCAAAGGGAAUGUUCCAUGAACAUCACCCAUCAGUUAUAGUACACCCAGGAAAGAGGCCACUACCAGUGGAGUCUCCAGAGACGCAGAGGAAGAGGAGGAUACAUAGAUGUGAUUAUGAUGGCUGCAACAAAGUUUACACAAAAAGUUCUCAUUUAAAGGCACACCGGAGGACACACACAGGGGAAAAGCCUUAUCAGUGUACUUGGGAAGGAUGCACAUGGAAGUUUGCCCGCUCUGACGAACUGACUCGGCAUUUCCGUAAACACACUGGAAUCAAACCAUUUCAGUGCCCAGACUGUGACCGCAGCUUUUCCCGCUCGGACCAUCUUGCCCUCCACAGAAAAAGACACAUGCUUGUCUGAACGGCUCUUUUUUUUUUUUUAUAUGUAUUCAGUCAAAUCUGGAUUCAGCUGGUCUGAAUCACAAGUCUACAAUUCCAUAGGGUCAGUGGAUGAUGUUCUCUUAACCUCAUUGUACUUGCCACGGGUCAGACCUAAGAAUGUGAACUUUUUUUUUUUUUAAUAUGGAGGCUAAGCAGUAAUUUCCUGCCCUUUAUGACACCUCGGGAAAUGGAAAACAGACAUGGACAAUGUACUGCUGCACGUGUACUUGCAAGCCAUAUAUCUAUAUGAAAUAACUUAUAAUACCUGUAUUUAAUUAUCAACACAAUGCCUAGUCUGCUUCAUCUUGCCACAUUCCUUACACUUGUUAGUGCUAAAUUUUUAUUCUUUUUUUUUAUUGUCCACAAUUAAAGAAUUACAUUUUUGAAAAAGUA
This is a messenger RNA of Nanorana parkeri, 1609 nucleotides long. It is a transcript of the gene KLF3, whose product is annotated as Kruppel like factor 3. The transcript has 7 exons. Bases 150 to 1196 code for a protein of 348 amino acids. Lineage: Eukaryota; Metazoa; Chordata; Amphibia; Anura; Dicroglossidae. The record is from RefSeq and is a predicted model, not a curated record. Gene Ontology annotation, biological process: regulation of transcription by RNA polymerase II. Gene Ontology annotation, molecular function: DNA-binding transcription factor activity, RNA polymerase II-specific; RNA polymerase II cis-regulatory region sequence-specific DNA binding.